CGAAGCUGCUUCGGUGCUGUGCGGUGCGUAUCGGCUGACCAGGAGCUGUAGGGUGUGUUUAAGUGUGUCCCAAACCCCAAACCCGCACCAUUGGCUAGCGACCAAGCUGAAAAAGUUCCUCCAACACGUGACUCCAGCGAGUGAUCGGCCCGGCGGCCUCCGACAGGACACGAAGGACACUACCGCGCGUUCCGCCGUAGCGACCGACCCGCCCGAACAGUGUAGUGUCCGUGCCGUGCCGUGCCGCAGCCGCAGCCGUCUUCAGGAUGCAGUCCACGAUGGUGACCGUCAGCGGGUUGCUCUUCGUGGUGCUGGCCGCCGCAUCGGCCGCAACGGUCUACGAGCGACCUCCGUACAUUCUGCCGUGCCGGCGAAGUGACCCGGAAAUCAACAAAUGCAUCCGGAACUCGCUGAACUUCGUCAAACCGUACGUGGCACGUGGACUGCCCGAGCUCAAGACGCCCGCCCUGGAACCGCUGCGCAUCGAGGAGCUGGCGAUGGAGAACAAUGCCGGGGCCGUGCGGAUAAAGGCACUGUUCACCGACAUUGUGGCGCACGGUGCCGGCAACUACACGAUCAAGGAGGUCCGCAGUGACCUGAAGAAGCUGCGAAUCGACAUGAGCAUCGGCAUUCCGCGCGUGGAGUCCCGCGGCAAGUAUGAGGUGAUCGGAAACGUGCUGCUGUUGCCGGUGCGCUCGAACGGCGAGUUUUGGACCGAAUUUUCUGACAUCACGGCCAUCGCCAAGAUCUACGGCAAAUCGGUCGAGCGGGAUGGCGAAACGUUCAUGGCCAUCGACAAGAUCACGAUCGACUUCACGAUGAAGAACGCGCGCUUCAAGGUGAAGGAUCACGUCAACACGCAGAAUGUUCUCGGUGAGGCCAUCAACCAGUUCCUCAACCAGAACGCGAACGAACUGAUCCAAGAGAUGAGACCGGCGGCCUCCCAGAGCAUCGGCAAGCUGUUCCGGAAGUUCUUGAACGACGCCUUCACCAACCUGCCGACGCGGUUGUGGCUGCUCGACGACUAACCGUUCCCGCCAGUUCCCAAUCCCUCACCCCGUCCUUCCGUUCACUAGCGUUAGGUUGUUCUUAGAGCAUAAGUGAUACAUAAUCCUAAGGAGCGUUGCUGUGCAAACUUUUCACCCGUUCGUGUCAGUGUCAGUAGUCAGUCUGGUCCGGACAUCGGAGGUCCGCCCACCUACAGUCCGCCCACCUACACACACACCCAGGAGUCCUGAGCCAGCCUGAGACAAAGUCCUUAAGACACCUUGAGAUCGCUUCAAACGGAUAGGCAUGUAAGAAAAAGAAGAAUGUACAAACUUCAAACAGCAAAACCCGGAACCCGGACGUCAAUCCCCGUGUCAUAAUGAUGAUGAUGUGAUGAUCAUUGGGAUAGUAGCACUACCACCCAAAUCAGAGUACAGAUGAAGGUAAAACACAAAACACGAACGCGGCCAACCACGUACUAGGAUUAAGGUGUAAAUAUUACGUUGUAGCGCUACAACACAGCGAUCUGUAACACAUGAUAAUAAAGUAACGAAAA
Molecule: messenger RNA, 1543 nt
Organism: Anopheles cruzii
Lineage: Eukaryota; Metazoa; Arthropoda; Insecta; Diptera; Culicidae
Product: protein takeout-like
Exons: 5
Coding region: 267-1028 (253 amino acids)
Source: RefSeq, a predicted model, not a curated record